UGGAUGGAUAUGUAUCUGUUUUAAAAUGUCUGCGUCAGCAACUGUAGUAGGGGGAUCCAACUUUAGAGGUGAAGUAUGAGAUUCAGCAUUCAUUACUGAUACCUUUCCCUUACUUAUUUCUUUUCUCAGAAAACAGGAAAAUGCAUUUGAGUCUUUUUACCGUAGUCCUAGUCCUGACUGGGGGAGGAUUAGGUAGUUGUGGCACUUGCUUCAACACAACUUCUGUUGUAGAGGUAGAUGCGCAUAUGGAACGUUACAUAUUUAGGAAAGUAAGGUCACCGUCUCUCUAUUCCUGUGCAUCAGAAUGUCUGAUGUCUUCAGUCUGCAUGUCCUUCAACUUUGAGACCAAGACCCGCAUCUGUGAACUCAACAGCAACAGUAGUGACCUAGUGGCCGUCACAACGCGGCCAGGAUUUCUUUACAGUGACAUCAACCACUGGCCAAAGUCCCUCGCUGGCGCCUGUUCGGAGACAACUUGUCCUAUGUCCAGAUGCCAUUCAGAUCGACUCGGACGUGCAGCAUGUGUAACAGAGUUUCAGGGUUGUGACGCACCACCUUCUGUUGCCAAUGCUGAAAUGCGUUAUGACGGAGUGUACGAAGGAGCAGUUGCAGAAUACAGUUGCAAGAACAACUUCAUGAUGUGCACGGAUAGAAACAGCAGAGUCUGUCUGUUAACAGGAAAUUGGAGUGGUUCUGUCGGCCCGUGCGCACAGUAUAGUUGGGACAACCCGGUGAUGAACUUCAUCAUGGUCGUGCCUUGUGGGAAUUAUACCAGUUUCAAAGUAACAAUGAACAUCACUCCAACGACCAUUACACGAGUAUCUAUGGAUUUUCGCGGGGGAGGAAAUCUUCUGUAUCAUAUUUCCUUCCGACUGGAUCAAAACAAGCUAGUAUUCAACUCACGCAUCUCCGGUGUGUGGGGAACACCGAUUGAUCUAUCGCCGGUCCCAUUGGCAGUAGGUACCGAGUCUCUGGUGGAGAUACGACUGGACCAAGGCAUGUACAUGCUAGCUGUAGAUGGAUCAAGCAUAAACAACUUCACAGACAGAUACCCGAAUGAGAUCCUAAAAAACGUCCGUAUCAGUGGUGACGCCAACCUCACGGCGGCGCAUAUCUCCAUAUGAGGUUGUUGUCAGUAUCAACUGACUCUCGGUAACAAACCCUGCAAAACGAAAACAUCCCACAGCAGAGCUAAAUACUGUUUCUGGACAUACAAAGCUAUGGGAACAUUGUGCGCAGUCCGUGGAGUAUCAGAUAUUGUUUUGUUUUUUUAUACAGGUAUAAUAUCGUGAUACAAUGAGUGACAUAUGUUUCAAUUUCAACUGAAUGUGGUGAUCACUAGGGCUUGUGUAGUACUCUUUCUGGUUAAGUUGCGGUUUCAGACAUAUAGCUGUAAUAUUGUGAGAAUAUUGCGCAAAAUGCGAUCCAUCGUCUUUUACGUUUAUGACACAAUGUAACAAAAGAGAACACCAUUUGCUUUAAUAACUUCCAGAUAGUAUUUAUCAAAUUCAAAAAGGGUGCAGUCAUUUGUGAACUUGUGGUAUUUGCUGUGUAACCUUUCCUCCUUUAUGAGGGUAUGACAUUAUCCUCGUGUUCGACGUCAUGACGAUCAAAUGUUCUUGUUCAUCCAUCUUAUCAAAUGUCACAUCAAAGGAACAUGUCACAAGAGACGGUUAAGAUUGAUGGCAGUACUUCCUACUGGCUAUGGAAAGUCUCCUCCGUUUCAAAUGUUUAUCCCACUGAAGCAAGAGACAGACGGUAACAUGGUGUAGGGUAUUUUUUGUUAUAGAAUGGGUGUAUAAUACAUUGGAUUACCGAAAUUGCUCUUUGUUGUUCAACCACUUAUAAAUAUUUCGUUUGGAUACAUCAAAUGAUUGACAUAUAAAAUGUUAAUACCCGACGCAACGACAUGUUGUGCAGGCUACUGUUUGAUAUCAGGACAACAGUAGCUUUAAUUGUGAACAAUGGAUAUAUUACAUUUGUUUAUAAGAAUGACAUUUUUUUCGCGGAAAGUAAUAAUUAGACUUAGUAAAAGAGAAACUACACACAUACACUACUGCCUAGAAGUUCA
Messenger RNA from Haliotis rufescens (red abalone), 2071 nucleotides. RefSeq lists its product as uncharacterized. The transcript has 6 exons. Lineage: Eukaryota; Metazoa; Mollusca; Gastropoda; Lepetellida; Haliotidae. Gene Ontology annotation, molecular function: carbohydrate binding. The coding region runs from base 141 to 1124 and encodes 327 amino acids. The record is from RefSeq and is a predicted model, not a curated record.